Spea bombifrons (plains spadefoot toad) is the source of this 3923-nucleotide messenger RNA. RefSeq names its product multiple EGF like domains 10 (gene MEGF10). NCBI's taxonomy places the organism in Eukaryota, Metazoa, Chordata, Amphibia, Anura, Pelobatidae. Gene Ontology annotation, cellular component: membrane. Gene Ontology annotation, molecular function: protein binding. Bases 226 to 3570 code for a protein of 1114 amino acids. The record is from RefSeq and is a predicted model, not a curated record. The transcript is spliced from 24 exons.
CCUGGAGUCUGCCCCAGUACAGCCAAGGGACAGGAUCUCACAAGUUCCUCUCUGAGCAGCAGCAACACAACACAUCCAAUCUUCUUAUUCUUCUUUAUUUUUUCCACCACAUUUCCUACUGGUUUUGCUGAAGGGUUAAUGCAUUUUACAACUACAGUUCCAGUAGGAUUUUCCUGAUCCAGUGAAGUUUCACUGUUCCAGAUUGAGCUGGCUGCUUAAUUGAACAUGAUGGCUAAAGCAUUUUGUGGCUUUGGCCUGUUCCCACUGAUUGUCUACCAAUGGCUUGGGAUGGCGGCAUCUCUGAAUCUAGAGGACCCAAAUGUGUGCAGUCACUGGGAAAGCUAUUCUGUCACAGUACAGGAAUCCUAUGCACACCCGUUUGACCAGAUCUACUACACCAGCUGCACAGAUAUAUUGAAUUGGUUUAAAUGCACCAGACACAGAAUCAGUUAUCGUACAGCAUACAGACGUGGAGAAAAAACUAUGUAUCGGCGAAAGUCUCAGUGUUGUCCUGGGUUUUAUGAAAGCAGAGAGAUGUGUGUUCCUCACUGUGCUGAAAAAUGUGUCCACGGCCGUUGCAUUGCUCCAAACACCUGUCAGUGUGAGCCAGGAUGGGGAGGACCCAACUGCUCCAGUGCUUGUGAUAUUUAUCACUGGGGACCUCACUGCAGUAGCCGCUGUCAGUGCAAAAAUGGAGCCUUGUGCAAUCCCAUUACUGGCGCCUGUCACUGCGCUGCAGGAUUCAAGGGAUGGCGCUGCGAGGAACGCUGUGACCAGUGGACUUAUGGGAACGAUUGCCAGCAAAAAUGCCAGUGUCAGAAUGGAGCAACAUGUGAUCACGUGACUGGAGAAUGCAAAUGUCCUCCUGGUUACACCGGUGCUUUCUGUGAAGACCUCUGCCCCCCUGGAAAACAUGGUUCCCAGUGUGAAGAAAGGUGUCCAUGCCAGAAUGGGGGCGUUUGUCACCAUGUCACUGGAGAAUGUUCCUGCCCUGCUGGGUGGAUGGGCACAGUCUGUGGCCAGCCAUGCCCCGAGGGUCGCUACGGGAGAAAUUGUACUCAAGAAUGCCAAUGUCACAACGGUGGGACUUGUGACUCUGCCACAGGACAAUGCCAUUGCAGCCCAGGAUAUAAUGGAGAACGGUGUCAAGAUGAGUGUCCUGUUGGCUCAUAUGGAAUAAACUGCGCACAGACCUGCCAGUGUGUUAAUGGUGGGAAAUGUUACCAUAUUAACGGGGCAUGUCUCUGUGAACCUGGGUAUACGGGACAAUAUUGUGAAACAAGACUGUGUCCGGAAGGGCUCUAUGGGAUGAAAUGUGAUAAAAGGUGCCCAUGUCAUAUCAAGAACACACAGAGCUGUCAUCCUAUGUCUGGAGAAUGUUCUUGUAAGCCUGGCUGGUCUGGUCUAUACUGCAACGAGACCUGCUCUCCAGGCGUCUACGGAGAAUCUUGUCAGCAGGUCUGCAGCUGCCAAAAUGGGGCAGACUGUGAUAGCGUGACUGGGAAAUGCAUCUGUGCCCCGGGUUUUACGGGUGUGGAUUGCGCCAAACCUUGCCCACUAGGGACAUAUGGCAGUAACUGUUCGUCUGUGUGCGUGUGUAAGAACAAUGCAGUUUGCUCUGCGGUGGAUGGUUCUUGCACCUGUAAAGCAGGAUGGCAUGGCGUAGAUUGCUCCAUUAACUGCCCCAGAGGUUACUGGGGUCUGGGCUGUAAUCUGACGUGUCAGUGCCUUAACGGAGGAGCCUGUAAUGCACUGGAUGGGACAUGUACCUGCUCCCCUGGCUGGAGGGGGGUCAAAUGUGAACUUCCUUGCCAGGAUGGUACCUAUGGAAUGAAUUGCAUUGAACGCUGCGACUGCAGUCAUGCCGACGGUUGUCACCCUGCUACUGGUUACUGCCGAUGCCUGGCAGGCUGGGCCGGUAUGCAUUGUGACAGUGUGUGUCCCGGAGGACACUGGGGACCAAACUGCUCACUAUCCUGUAACUGUAAAAAUGGAGCAUCCUGCUCCCCAGAUGAUGGCGUCUGUGAAUGUGCUCCUGGCUACCGAGGGACUACGUGCCAAAGAUUGUGUUCCCAAGGGUUCUAUGGUCAUCGAUGCAGCCAAGCUUGCCCUCAAUGUGUCCACAGCAAUGGCCCAUGCCAUCAUGUCACUGGCCAGUGUGACUGUCUGCCAGGCUUUAUGGGGUCACUUUGCAAUGAAGUUUGUCCCAGUGGACGCUUUGGGAAAAACUGCGCUGGAACUUGCACUUGCACCAAUAAUGGGACCUGCAACCCAAUAGAUGGCUCCUGUCAGUGUUACCCUGGUUGGAUUGGCAGCGAUUGCUCACAGCCGUGCCCUCCUGGCCAUUGGGGGCCGAACUGCAUUCACACCUGUAACUGCCAUAAUGGAGCCCACUGCAGCGCAUAUGAUGGAGAGUGCAAAUGUUCUCCUGGCUGGACAGGACUCUACUGUACUCAACGGUGUCCUUUAGGUUACUUUGGAAAAGAAUGUGCCCGAAUAUGUCAGUGCCAGAAUGGUGCUGACUGCGAUCAUAUUAGUGGCCAGUGUACCUGCCGCACAGGAUUCAUGGGGAAGCACUGUGAAAUGAAAUGUACCCCAGGAACUUAUGGAUAUGGCUGUCGGCAAGUGUGUGAUUGUCUUAACAAUUCCAUAUGUGACCACAUCACAGGGACCUGCUACUGUAACCCCGGUUGGAAAGGUGCAAGAUGUGAUCAAGCCGUAACAAUUGUGGUAGGAAACUUAAACAGCCUUAGCCGGACUAGCACUGCCAUUCCUGCCGAUUCUUACCAGAUUGGUGCAAUUGCUGGGAUCAUUAUCUUGGUCCUGCUUGUCCUAUUCCUGCUUGCACUCUUCAUCAUCUAUAGACACAAGCAAAAAGGCAAAGAGACAGCGAUGCCUGUGGUAUCUUAUGCUCCUGCGGUGCGAGUCCUGAGUACAGACUAUACAAUUGCUGAUACCCUUCCGCACAGCAAUGGCGGAAACCCAAACAGUCAGUACUUUUCUAACCCAAGCUAUCACACAUUGACCCAAUGUACAACAGGGCCUCACGUCAACAGCAUGGAUCGAAUGAUUGUUUCAAAGUCAAAAAGCAGCCAGCUCUUUGUGAAUCUUAAAAACAUAGAUCCGGGAAAGAGAUCCCACACUAUUGAUUAUACCGGUACCCUACCAGCAGGCUGGAAGCAAGGGGGAUAUCCCCACGAGCAUGGGUUACUAAAAAACUCAUCAUACAGCGUUAGUACUUGCUCAUUAAGUAGUUCUGAAAAUCCAUACGCUACCAUCAAGGACCCCCCAGUACUUCUCCCAAAAAACACGGAGUGCGGAUAUGUGGAAAUGAAGUCUCCGGCUCGCAGAGAUUCUGCCUAUGCAGAGAUCAGUAAUACGAGUUUGGCCAACAAGAAUGUUUAUGAAGUUGAACCCACUGUGAGUGUCGUUCAAGGAGCUUUCGGUAACAACGGUAAAAUCAGCCAGGAUCUCUAUGACCUUCCAAAGAACAGUCACAUUCCAUGUCACUAUGACUUGCUACCUGUCCGAGACAGCUCCUCCACGGAUAAAGAUUCCACUGCCGAAUGACAUGAGCAAUCCAAAAAAAGUGAACAGCAUAUAUUCAGCUGAUUCCUACGGAAUGAUAUGCUGGAAUUCACUCAAUGGAUGAUCGAGGUGACUACUGGUUUCUAUACUGACUAUACCAGAGUGUUUGGAGAGAGGUUCUUUGCCCAAUGACAGAGGGCAAAAGUGGACUUUUUUCAAGAAGACAAUCUCCAAACCCAUUGAGACCCUUGAAUAUGUAGUAUAUACAUACUCCUUUUUAUGCUUUAUUUUUUAGUGGCCAUAAUCUCAGUCACUGAAAUGUUUAACACAAUAACACUUACCUUGAAGUGUGAGAUAUCCGUUUUCCCAUUAAUUUUCUUGAUGAUAAACCCAAA